Messenger RNA from Mizuhopecten yessoensis (Yesso scallop), 7706 nucleotides. RefSeq names its product ubiquitin carboxyl-terminal hydrolase 36-like. Lineage: Eukaryota; Metazoa; Mollusca; Bivalvia; Pectinida; Pectinidae. The transcript has 18 exons. Gene Ontology annotation, biological process: protein deubiquitination; regulation of apoptotic process. The coding region runs from base 76 to 3546 and encodes 1156 amino acids. Gene Ontology annotation, molecular function: cysteine-type deubiquitinase activity; cysteine-type endopeptidase activity. The record is from RefSeq and is a predicted model, not a curated record. Gene Ontology annotation, cellular component: cytosol; nucleus.
CUACUACAGAAAUACCCGGAUGUUGCAUUCGAAAUCUACUCGGUCUUGGGUGUUGCAGAUUAACCAACCAAUGCUAUGCCUGCAAGUUCCUCAGAAAAUAUAGGGCAAAUUGAGGAGUCAUUGAAGUCCUCCUUGGCUGGGGAGGAGAGCUUGGAUAGUCAACUUCUAUCCUCCUCCAAACAAGUCCUCUUGCAUAAGAUUGAUUUCAAACCAGCAGAGAAGCCAUAUUCUCUGCAAGUGGACUCUUUGAGAGCUAAAUAUAUACCUCUGAAUCAGUUCAAAAAAUAUUCUACUGAGCAGAAUGGCAGUAAUAAACAGAAAGAAGGUUCCAGAAUGAAUGGAGAAGGAGACGGAGACUCCCUACCGACACCUAAAGUUGUUCUGUAUCCAGAGGAGAAGGUUCAGUUAGAAUGGAGGAAGAUGCAGAAAAUCGGGGCAGGUUUGGUGAACAUGGGAAACACCUGCUUCCUAAACUCCACCCUCCAGUGCCUCACAUACACAGCUCCUCUUGUUAACUUCUGCCUUAGCAACGAACACAGUACCACAUGCAAACAAGCAGGAUUUUGCAUGAUGUGUGAGCUCCAGCGCCAUGUUAAGCGUUGCUAUGAAAACUCAGGAAAUGCCAUCAAACCACAAUCUGUAUUACAGAAACUGAGAAUGAUAGCCAAACACAUGCACUGGGGUCGUCAGGAAGAUGCUCACGAGUUCCUGAGAUAUGUGGUGGAUGCCAUGCAGCGGUCAUGCCUCAAUGGACAUAACAAAUUGGACAAAUUCAGCAAGGAAACUACAGUUGUAAACCAAAUAUUUGGAGGAUUUCUCAGAAGUCAAGUCCAGUGUAUGCGAUGUAAGGAGAUGUCAAAUACCUAUGACCCAUUUCUGGAUGUCAGCUUGGAUAUUAAGGCUGUGCAGACCCUUGAGAAAGCUUUAGAAAAAUAUGUGCAUCCCGAGACCUUAGACAAUGACAAUGCAUACAUGUGUACUAAAUGCAAACAGAAAGUUCCUGCUCACAAAAGAUUUUCCAUUCACAAGGCACCAAACAUAUUGACAAUCUCAUUGAAAAGGUUUGACUACAACAGAUUGAUGGGUAAAGUAAGCCGCCACAUUCAGUUUCCUGAGAAACUUAACCUUCGUCCAUACAUGAGCUAUAGACAAGGAGAGAAGGUGAUGUACCAGCUGUAUGCUGUACUGGUCCAUUCUGGUUUCAGCUGUAACUCCGGUCAUUACUACUGCUAUGUGAAAUCACCUAGUCAGAUCUGGUACUGCAUGAAUGACUCAAUGGUUCAACAAGUCAGUGCCACACGUGUGUUGUCCUGUGAGGCAUAUUUGCUGUUUUACAUUAAAUCCAAGCCUUCACUCAUGUCAUCAAAAUCUAUCCCAAGGCCCUUGAACAAUAAGACCCCUGUCAUUGGCCCUAGUCUGCCUCCAAACCAUACCAUCAACAACAAGAAAUUCAGAGUCAAUGGAGUAAUCAGUGGGCCUAGCAAUGACCUGGGAUCUAGUGUGGCUAGAAAACACCACAGUUCCUCAUCAUUGUCCUCAUCAACUCAGGUGCAUAAGUCCACUUCAGAACCCUCUUUAAGUACUCCCUUACCUGAUAAACGGGAUCGUGUAGCAUUUGGCAUCAAACCUCAAACCUAUGUCAAACAGCAAAGUGCAACAGAGGAUAAGCCAAGAAUUGUCAUGCAAAUCAAAAAUGGCAAAGUUACCACAUUUGAAAAGUCGCCAAAUGGUAAAUCAAAGAUAGUGAAAGAUUCGGAUCAGGUGAAGUCACUGUUAGUACCAUACGGUGAUGACAGUGAGUCAGAUUCUGAAAAUACAAAUAGCGCCACUAAAGGUAAGAAAACAGAAACUAAAUCAUCUAGUGUGAAAAAGGAAGACAAGAAGUUUGGACUGCCUUUGUUUUCCCAGAAAAAUAUCAGAAGACAUUUGGAUGACUCUGCUGUUGUUUUUGAUAAGAAACUAAAUGCCACUACUUCCGUACCAGGAAAUGCAAAUCUGUUGGACACCAAAGGCCAUGGUGGUGAAGACAGUAAAAACCAUCGCCUUGAUGGCCUCAAUCUAAUGGUAAGUCCUUCAAAGGAUCUGACAUUACAGUUCAGUGAUAAGUCAGCUUUCAGCCCAGGGAAACGGAUUCUUGGUGAUAAUCCUAGUAUAUCUUGUGUGACUAACCUGGUGCCUGCAGGGAGUUCAAAGGUGAAUUCCACCACUAACUGGCAAGUAUUUAACCAGGACUCGGCUCCCAGUCCCUCGGUUGGUUCAUCUUCCAGUCGUGACAGUGUGAACUCCACCACAGAAUGGACAGUGAUGGGCAACAAGGACAUGACAGUGUACCCCAAAGUGCCCGAGAGACAGUUUCCUGGCUGGAAGGUACAGGGGAAUGAAAAAGUGUGGGAAGAGGGCAAUAACAAAUCCUCUCUGUCUUCUCCUGACACCAGGCGUGCUUCAGAGGAGUGUGCUGAGGGACUUAGAACAGUGUGUGAUAAAUCUGAUGAUAAAUGUACGACUGAAACACAAUCCAAUUCUAGUUCUGACAUGGUGUCUUCUAAAUCUUCCACCAUGAACCAGAUCAGCGAGGCGAUGGACGACAAAUCAGUCGAUAUAUCAGAUAAACAGAGCCUCCUUUCUGAAAGCUUGAGUGUGUGCUCAGAUGGGAAACAAUCUAUACAGAAAAAACAUAAAAAACACAAGAAACACAAAAAGGAACACAAAGACUUUAAGUACCAAGAACUUGUGCAUGACAGCGACAGCUCUGGUCGGGUCAAAAAACACAAGAAAAAGAAGCACAAAUUAAAGAAAGAAUUAAAAUCUACAGAUCAUGGUAUAGAUAAGAAAAGGUUCAUUAAUGGAGAGAAGGAGGAAGAGGAGAAAGGACCUCACAAGAAGUCUGAGAGUGAGUCUGAGGACAGCGAGGAGUUUGUAUGGGUUGAGAAGACUAAAGAUUCUUUUAAAGGCCCCUGUGGAGACGACAAGACAAGUGAAAACAAAGUUCCUGUGCAAAGCUGGGAUCACCAUAUCAAAGAUGGUUAUAAGCGGCCCAAUAAUGGCCCAAGUGGGGAUGCUAAAUCUGGUCAGUACUGGGACGGCACAAAGAAGGCACGCGUGGCAGAUGAGCUGGAAAAAUCAUCUAACCAUGUGUAUGGCUCAUCAGUGGUAUCCUGGAAUGGUGGCAAAAGUUCUUUGGACUUGGAGGCUGACCGUGAGAGAGAAAGGAAGCGUGCCUGGUCGGAUGCCUAUGAUGAAGAAUUUGACAGAGGAAAAGUGAAGAAAGUAAAAAAGAAUUAUGCUGACUUUAAUUUCUUGCCCAAUAACAACUUCCAAAAGAUGCAAGAUGAUCGCAACCAGGAUAGGAACAGAUGGAAGGGAUCACAUGAGGGGAGCUCCCACUAUAACAAUGGUUACAACAACGGCACCAACGGGUCUCACCACAAAUCUUCCAACGGUCCUCACUUCCAUAGCUAUCAUAGCGAACAUCGACACAGAGACAACAACCGCAGCUACUUCCAGCACACUGGUCACUCAUCAUCAGCCAAGUAUCACAAGCACUGAUAGCAAGAUUACACUUAGCCUUGUAUUGAUCUUGAAUUAACUAUGGAUUGGUCUUCUGCAGAGCUGCACCAGCCUUUGCUUCAGUUUGUUCUUGGCCAAAAUUGUACCAGAUUUUGCCUUGAAUUGGUCUCGAGCAAGGUCCUACAAGACUGGAUUGGUUUCGGACAAAGUCCUGUCAGACUGGAUUGGUCACAGACAAAGUCCUACCAGACUGGAUUGGUCUUGAGUAAAGUCCUACCAGACUGGAUUGGUCUCGGACAAAGUCCUGUCAGACUGGAUUGGUCUUGAACAAAGUCCUACCAGACUGGAUUGGUCACAGACAAAAUCCUACCAGACUGGAUUGGUUUCAGACAAAGUCCUACCAGACUGGAUUGGUCACAGACAAAGUCCUACCAGACUGGAUUAGUUUCAGACAAAGUCCUACCAGACUGGAUUGGUUUCAGACAAAGUCCUAACAGACUGGAUUGGUCUCAGACAAAGUCCUACCAGACUGGAUUGGUCACAGACAAAGUCCUACCAGACUGGAUUAGUUUCAGACAAUAUCCUACCAGACUGGAUUGGUCACAGACAAAAUCCUAACAGACUGGAUUGGUCUCAGACAAAGUCCUACCAGACUGGAUUGGUCACAGACAAAAUCCUGACAGACUGGAUUGAUCUCAGACAAAGUCCUACCAGACUGGAUUGGUCUCGGACAAAGUCCUACCAGACUGGAUUGGUCACAGACAAAGUCCUUCCAGACUGAAAUGGUCACAGACAAAAUCCUACCAGACUGGAUUGGUCACAGACAAAUACCUUCCAGAAUGGAUUGGUUGUGAGAAAAGUCCUACCAGACUGGAUUGGUCACAGACAAAGUCCUUCCAGACUUGAUUGGUCUCGAGCAAAGUCCUACCAGAUUGGAUUGGUUUCAGACAAAGUCCUACCAGACUGGAUUGGUCUCAGACAAAGUCCUACCAGACUGGAUUGGUCUCUAAGACAAGUUUGCCUAGGAUUGGUCUCAAUUCUUGGAAAAUUUUCAAAUCAGAUUUUGUCACAGAAUCUUGCGAUUUUUGUUGUUCAGAUGCUUUGUUUUUUGUUCACUGAAUUGAAAAAUGUUGGACAUGAAUGCUUGGUGAAUAGGACAGAAUGUGUACAGUUAUCUCCUUAAGGGAAGUAGUACCUGUAGAGGGCAUUUGUAGAUUGAUUGGGAAAAGUGCAAAUAGUUACUGAUUGUCCGGUGUUUGGCCGUGGGAUGGACGACUGCAGAGCAGUUUGUGUACUGGCUUUUAAUACAAAGGAUGUGAUGAUUAUAAAUAUUUGUAUUUGAAGAAUAUAUGAUAAGCAUGUGUGAUUUACUCAGUCAAGUAAGUUUUAAAAAAUGUGUAAAUGUUAUUGCUUACAGUUAAUUAUUUAUACUGAACUGAAAAGUUUGAAAUAUAUUUUAGAGUUUGUUGAUAAACAAGUACUGGUGUGAGUAAGAAAGGAUCCAUUUUGAUGUCUGCUGAGCUAUGUAAGGCAACGCUUCAUUAUAGUUUUGUGUUAAAACUUGUGUCAAUUUGUGCUACUUAAACACUCUGUUGUAGGUGUCCAAAUACUACUGUUACCCGCCUCUAGACAAAUACUACUGUUACCCGCCUCUAGACAAAUACUACUGUUACCCGACUCUGGACAAAUACUACUGUUACCCGACUCUAGACAAAUACUACUGUUACCCGCCUCUAGACAAAUACUACUGUUACCCGACUCUAGACAAAUACUACUGUUACCCGACUCUGGACACUACUGUUACUCUGGUUUAUCAUGGUUCAGUCCAAUCUAGCGUUACCUUUGUUAAAGCAUUGUUUUAACUUCCUUAUAUAAGCACUAGGAUGGUAUAUAUUAUGUAUGUGAUUUGUCAUCUUAAGCCAUAAAAAAGCUAAAUCUAAACUAUUGCUGAUGAUACAUAUUUGUUAUCCAUUGAAAACAGUGCAGCAACAAAAAUAUGUGCAGUAAUUUUGCUGUUCUUGUGUUCAUUUCAAAUCAGAAAGACUUGUAGUAUUUAAAAUCAUGUAUUUUCAUGUUUAUGGAAUAACAAUUGUUUUAAAUGAGCCAAUGAGAUCAUGAUAUAUGCUAUGUAUAUUUUUAACAUUGCAGUAAUUUUACAGGGAUUACUGUUGUUUAACCUUGAUUUAUCAAAUUACUCUGGAUGUAUUGAUACUCUAUAAUACAGCUGGACACUUUUAUAAAACAGUCCUUGUCAUUUGUUAAAGGGUUUUCCUUUUUGAGUGAAAAAGUACCAAGUGAUAAGGACACUGAAAUUCUACCAACAUAGGUAUUCAUCACAUGAGUUUUAAACUUGUCGAACAUUUUUUUGUAGGAAAGGAAACAUCGUGAAUAAGGUUUUGAAGGUAUUUUAUAUAAAAUAUGUUCUGUUUGAUUUUACCAUCAGUACAUUUGUUUUCGUUUUGUUUACACCAAAAUGUCAUCCAUAACUGGUCUGAGAUCCAACUUCAGAAAAUCUUUGUCAAAAGAGUGAAAUGUCUGUCCAGCAUUACACAAGACAAAUAGAGUAGAACAAAUAUUGGCUAGAUGUUGUAUUCAUAUACUACAAAAUUAAUAAGUAUUCUCAAUGAAUUGAUUUUAUAAAACAGAAUAUCCAUGUAAAAUAUUCAAAUUAUGUCAUAUCCUUUUGAUGAACUGGAUAAUUUGUUUCUCUUGCGGAACAUUGUAAACCUGCAAUGAGAAGAGUCGGGUAUUUAAUCUGAUCAAUGGAAUGGUAGUUCUGAUGAAAUUAAUAGCAUUCCUAAACAUCUGACUUUAGAGUCAAAUAAACAAUGUUUUGUUUUGUAUUGGACACAUUAGAGAGCGUGUGACAUGUUGUAACACAAUUCCCCCUCCUAAGUGCUUCUAUUUAUAGAAACCAUAACUCAUCCUCUUGGUCCUCAUAACAUCCUUCAUCUUCUAUCAUUCAAGGUUAGUUUCAGGGUGCCAAUCAUCUUCUAUCACUCGAGGCUAGUUGUAGAGUGCCAAUCAUCUUCUAUCACUCAAGGCUAGUUGUAGGGUGCCAAUCAUCUUCUAUCAUUCAAGGUUAGUUUCAGGGUGCCAAUCAUCUAUCACUCGAGGCUAGUUGUAGGGUGCCAAUCAUCUUCUAUCACUCAAGGCUAGUUGUAGGAUGCCAAUCAUCUUCUAUCACUCGAGGCUAGUUGUAGGGUGCCAAUCAUCUUCUAUCCCCUUUAUUAAGCCCGAUUGAAUACUCAGGAACAUAAAGGAUAGAAAAAAACGAUAAUUUUUAAUCAUAUUUCAGAUAAAAUUUUAUGAUUUGUUUGUUCUUUGAAACAUCAAAAUUGGCCAAUGAAAGAUUGAUUUAUAUUUCAGAAAAUAUAUGGUCUAGUUGUGCUAGCCACUUGAUUGUGUAUGGACUAUAGCAAUAGCAGGUGUAACGUGUCAUGGUAACAGUGUUCUAUAUAGAUAUUACAAGUAAUACGUGUGUAACCGGCAAAACCUGUCUGCCAUCAUAUCCAUGUAAUGAUGUUGAUAUUUGAUAUAGAUGUUUGCUCUUUGAAAAUGAAUGAGAAAGAACAUGUAAUUCUAGAUUGUUUACAUGCUACGUGUAUCAUUCAUGUUUUGAAAUUACUGAGUUUAUGUUAUCCAUUCAAAUCCCUAUGUCUAUAUUGGAUAAUACACAUUAUACUUUAACGGAAUAGAUACUCAUUGUUUUAGGGUUGUUUCUUGUUUGAUUACAUGGGAUAAUUCAGUCUUAAAAUAAUGCUAAUACCUGGAGCCUGUGUUUACAAGUCUCUCAUAAGACACUAGGGGCUUGUGCAAGACUAAUGUUAAAAUAUAGUCUGUCAUUGAAAGUUCAUUUUCAUGGACAAUGUUUGAAAUAAAAUCUUUCUGGAUGAAAUAUUUAUUAUACAAAGUAUAGGUAUUUUUUAUUUGUCUGAAUUUGAUUAAUUCAGUAAUUACAUACAGAAAAAUAUCUUUGUGUGGCGGAUCAUUACACGUACGCACAGGCAAUGUUAAUCUGGUAAAUGAAACAAACACCUCUGGGUAGUUUCGUUGUUUUAACCUUAAGUACAAAUUGAAACAUAAAGUAAUGAUCAGAUAUACAUUUUACUUCAAUGGUAUAAAAUCACAUACUGUAGCGGUAUAGAUACACAUAAGAUGUCAAUAAAUGCAAUGGGAGAGGAUUCUUCCGUCAUGAU